UUGCGCCAACAACCCUGGAGUCGGAUUUGGCUUUUGCCAGUUGUUUCAUUUGGCUACAAGGUUCUUCUUUGAGCCUCCACACAAAUAGGUGCCCAUGGCCAAUUUCACCCUGAAAGUCAUUGGUCAAAAGACUUUGCUGUGAUGAUGCGCUUCCAAGUAUCUCUUGGCUUUUCAGGUUUUCUUGUGGGCUUCUGUCCCUUCGACAAGUCUGUGGUUGGUGGAAAACGCACCAUCGACCCAUGCGACAAGAUCCACUCGGAGGUGAUUCGAGAAAAAUUUGAUGCUCACAAAGAUGGCCAAGAGGGCAGUGAGCUUCGGAACAAGUAUGAGGAGUACUCGAUACGAGAUCUGGAAUUUGCCAUCCAGGAGGCUGAGGCCUACGGUCGAAGAGAGGUCGAACGGCUGAGGAAGGAACCGAGGGCCAAAGCGCUGUCAGCAGAAAUCAAUGCGAAGAUCUCACAGAUGAAGCGUGAAAGCCUCCACCUGGAGAAGAAGGCCAAAGCUCUAGAGGAUUGCGAUGCUCGAAAGCAGGAGGAGAUGAUGAAGCAAUCCAGGGAUUUGGAAGAUGAGGCCAAGAAGUUUGAGAAGGAGGAGGAAGAAAAAGUGAAGGCAAACUUCCGGCCGCUUGCAUGUGAGGUGUGCGGAACAGCUUAUGUCAGCAAUUGUGAAGGAGAGUAUGAAGCUCACCUCAAGUACAAGGUACACGAAAGCUACACGGAGAUUCACGCUAGACUCAAGGUGCUGAAGGAGAAGAAGGCUGAGCGGGAUCGCAUCGCCAGGGAGAAGAAGGAGGAAGAGCGCAAGAAGAAGAUGGAAAAUGAGGUGAAGAAGGGAGAAGAAGAAGCAGAGGCAGAGGAGGAUGAAAAGGGUGAAAAGGGUGAAAAGGGCGAAAAGGGCGAAAAGAAGGGUGAAAAGGGCGACAGGAAGUCCAAAGCCAAGGGGAAGGACGCCAAGAGCGGUACAAGGUCAAGAACACGAAGGAGAGGUAGCAGAAGUCGAGAUCGCCGUGGGAAGGAGCGCGGCAGAGACCGGUCACAUCGCCGCAGCAAAAAGGAGCGGCGGAAGCGCAGCUGCAGCAGCAGCCGCAGCUGCAGCCGCAGCCGUGGCCGACGAAGACGAUGAGAGCUGAAGUGUGAAUGGACUUGGAUAGCAACCACCUCCACCAACCAACACCGCCGCAAGGGCAACAGCAAGAGUAGCAGGUCGCCAC
Messenger RNA from Durusdinium trenchii, 1210 nucleotides. The record is from the annotation of a GenBank genome assembly. NCBI's taxonomy places the organism in Eukaryota, Dinophyceae, Suessiales, Symbiodiniaceae.